Molecule: messenger RNA, 3730 nt
Organism: Chironomus riparius
Lineage: Eukaryota; Metazoa; Arthropoda; Insecta; Diptera; Chironomidae
Source: the annotation of a GenBank genome assembly
CCAAAACAAAAGAUUUUGGAAUUGUGAAAUUAAUAUUUUUUACGGUUUUUAUACUUUAAUUAAUUAAAAAUGUUAAAGCGUCCUAAGAACACGGAUACAAUGGAUGAUGUUCUUCAAAUGCAGCAUGAUUACAUGGAGAAGAAGGAUAAAAAUCUAGUUCCGGCUGCACAUGUAGUAUCCACAAAGAAAAAUAAACAAGGUACCAAAACAUCACUUUUUGCUAAGCAACGAAACAUUGAAAAAUCAGCUGAGAGUGAUUCAAAUAAAUCUACUGUAAUUAGAGAUGUCAUUGAAAGGAAAUACGAUUCUAAAGAUCUUUCUGAAAUAACAACAACAGAAUCAAUGGAUACAGAUGGUGGUUUUCCAGAAGUCUUAAAUAUCGAUUUCAAGGAAGAUUCCAGCUCUAAAGAAAGCUUGUUUGCUUCAAUAAUGAAUAAAAGUAAACACAGUGAUGAGCAUACGGAAAAGCAAGAAAACAUCGAAGACAUGAAGAAAAGCAUUGAUACUGAUAAUGUUGAGUUCUUAAAAUCCAUGUCAUCUGUAGAAAUAUUGCGUGAACGAGAGGAACUACUUAAGUCUAUGGAUCCAAAUUUAAUAAAAUUCAUUCAAUCAAAAAGUAAACUUGAGAAAAAGCAAGACAGUAAGGAAUCUCAUUCAGUUGAAAGCAGUAGCACUAAAAGAUCCAGUGAAGAUUAUAAAAAAUAUAUUAAGGAUAUACCGACACAAGAUAUCUUAGAAGACGCCAAUACAUUUAACUUUGUCAAUAUGAACAUACUAGAACCCGAAAAGCUAGAAUGGCUUAAAAAUGUCAAUAAAAUAUACGCAGUACCAAAAGACAAGAAAUAUGAGGCACGCUUUGAUUUGAAAGGCUUUCUCCUUCCAUACACUUUUGAUGAGGAAAACUCAAAGAAGGAUAAUCGUGAAUUAUUCUGUCAUGAAGAAGAAACUCAUCGUCCUGGAUAUACUUUACAGGAACUAUUUAGAUUGGCAAGAGCAGAUAUGCUCCAACAACGAAUAUCUGCUAUAAAUGUUAUUUCUGGAAUCAUUAAUAUGUACACACAAGGAUUUUAUGAUGGAAUCAUAGACUUGCCAAUAUCAAAGACUUUUUUCUUCUUACGUUUUGGAUUGGACGAAAAUGUUCCAGUUAUAAUCGAGUCCAUAGCUAAAUGCUUGUCCUAUCUAUUCUAUAAUGAAGCAGAUGAGGCAAUAAUUGAUUUAAUUUUCGAGACAAAUUUUGGAUAUUUGCAGCCAUUGAUUGGAAAUGAAUCUCUACAAGAUCAGAAAAUUGUUGAGGAUGGGUUAGAUUUGAACAAGAUGAAUUUAAAUGAGCAUAGUGAAUCAUUAUUUGAGAGCAAAGUCGAUGAUAUUUUAUCCGUUGAUGACCGUGAAAAAGAAAGCAUGACUGAUUUUCAUUUAGCAGAAAUUAAUCUUGUUGAAUGCUUAGAAAGGACCAACAUCAUUGAGAGAAUCAGCUACAUUAUAAUAGUAAUGAAUGCUAAUCAAAAUGUUAACAUUUCAUGCUUAAAGAUCCUUAUAAGUCUAGCAAGACAUUCUGAAUCAUUUGCUGUUAAAAUUACAGGAAAGAAAAAUUUAAAGGAGCAUCUUGUUAACAUUUUAAGCAUUGAGAAACCUGAAGAAUCAAGAAUGAUUAUUAAGUUACUUCGAAUAAUCAUAUCAUAUAAUUUAAGUAAUGUCACAAAACUCAUUAAUCCACCACUCCUUGAGAAAUUCGUUUCUUCUAUAUCACUACAAAAUGACAUGAAUAUAAAGUAUAUCCAACUUCAAAUUGAGUCUUUCCGUUUUCUACGCUUAUACUUUCGAAUAACUCAGGACGAGUCUACGUUCAGUAGGAUCCUCAUGCCUCUAAGGUAUUUAUUAGAAUGGCAUUUUCAAAAUUUAGAUUUUCAUGAAAGAAAUCAUUUCGUUUGUCGUAUUCAUGCAAGUGCCUUGCUAUACUUAAUCCAGCGCUCAAAUGUCGCUAUUACUUAUACAAUAUUUGGAGAAACAUUUAAAAUGUGCUGUAAAAAAUGGUUUGCAAGAGCUGCAAGUAAAAGCCUUCAAGAUUUAUCUCAAAAGAUUCUCUUGUCAUGUGUUCUUGAUGUAUCUGGAUCAUUUAUCAAAUUCAUCCCUGAAUUCUUCUACGAUUUUAUCAAUGAUUAUUUAUUCAAAUUUUUGGCAUCAAAUUGCUAUCAAGAACUAACAGAAUCACUACAAUCUUCAUCGCUUCUAUUGACGGAUUUACAUGAUCGAAGAUUUACUCACAAGACACUUCCAAAUUUUGGAUCAAUCGUACGAAAGAAGCUAGUCUCAAAUGCUACUCCAAAUUUAAUUUAUGCUCAAAACUACUCGCAUCCUUUUGUGCAUUCAUUGCUCAUGUUUACUUUACUUUUCAAAGACAAGCGAAAUAACAUGAACUCACAAAUUUAUGAGAAACUGCUUAAUCACUUCAACAAUGCAGGCAUAGAAAAGUAUUUAGAGACAUUUUCAAUGUUGCAAAAAGCAUCAAUGACUUCAACCAAUUGGUUCGUUCAAACAGAAAUCAAACUGAUUUACAACUUGUUAAAGCUGAAACAUUACAAUCGUCCUUGGAUGUUUAAAGCUGCAUAUAAUUUAAUUCUUAAUCUCUCUGCCGAUAAAAUUCUUCUCGUGCUGGAUAUUUUUGACAAUUUCAUUUUUCACAAAGACUUUGCUGAAAGUCAAUUAACAACGGACGAGCUUGAGCGAAUGAAAUACGUUUAUAACGGACUUGUUAUGUCCAAAGUUAAGGAACGGAAGACUAAUUACAUUGCGAUAGUUGAAGGAUGGAAUAAAUUAUUACUACGUGAUACGUGGGCCUAUGAAUUUCUACUCAUCUUUCUCUGUAAUGUUGGGGUUAUCAGCAACGAUGUAAAGCAAACAAUCGAAACGGAUUUGACUGAAGAUGAGAUAAUCAGCACAACACUCAAAUUUAAAUCAUUUUUGAAGUCUAAAGGGAUCCAGACAUUGUCAAAUGAUGAACAGUUGAUGUACUUGAUGCUUAUCUAUUUCGGAAAGGACCUAAAUUUUCUCAACGAAUCAGUAAAGGAAAUGAUUAAAUCUGACCUUGACAAUAUGAAGGGUAAAGUUUUCAAGUUCAACCACAAACUCAAUAAUGAAAAAGAUUUUGAGAGUUUAUACAAAUUGUUCCUCGAUACUUUCCAAGCACAAAGUUAUGGAGAUAAUCUUUUUAGCAGUAUGUUAAUGAUUCCAUUGUCUCAAAAGAAUGAUUCUAAAUGGAGAAAUAUUGUUUGGUCCGAAUAUGCAAUGGUUUUGAAAUUCAUCAAUUGCGAAGAAACGGAUUUGCUGUACGAUUUCAAUGAUUACCUUUAUCCACUUGAAACAGAUGAAAUCUUACUGAAAGCAUACAAAAGCUCUCUGAAAUAUUUACGGAAGGAUAGCAUUCCAUGGAAAAUUGCAGUUCAUCAUUUAUCAAAUUAUUCAGUUAAAUAAUAAUCCCCAAAAUCUUUAUUUUAUUUUACAACCAAUGUUAUUUAAAACCGAGACCGAAACCUCUUGAUAAAUGUGUGAUAUUUCGAGCUACUUCAUAUUGAUGUUCCAUAUUUUUUAACAUUUCGUCUGACUUGUUGCUAUCAGUGUCCGAUUUUGAUGGCUGAGGUUGCGAUGAAGUUUCUAGAAACAAAAACAAAAUUGAGGACUCAAUUAAAGUUGAAUCUUUUAAAAUAAAAUACCUUCUUUUGGAUCUUUUAUGCCC